Pteronotus mesoamericanus is the source of this 2289-nucleotide messenger RNA. It is a transcript of the gene PRKG2, whose product is annotated as protein kinase cGMP-dependent 2. Bases 1 to 2289 code for a protein of 762 amino acids. Gene Ontology annotation, molecular function: cGMP-dependent protein kinase activity; ATP binding. The transcript has 18 exons. Gene Ontology annotation, biological process: protein phosphorylation. The record is from RefSeq and is a predicted model, not a curated record. Lineage: Eukaryota; Metazoa; Chordata; Mammalia; Chiroptera; Mormoopidae.
AUGGGAAAUGGUUCAGUGAAACCCAAACAUUCCAAGCAUCCCGAUGGCCAGUCGGGGAACCUCACUGCCGAUGCCCUGCGGAACAAGGUGGCAGAGCUGGAGAGAGAGCUGAGGAGGAAGGAUGCCGAGAUCCAGGAGCGGGAGUAUCAUCUGAAGGAACUGCGGGAGCAGCUCUCGAAGCAGACUGUGGCCAUUGCAGAGCUCACAGAGGAGCUCCAGAACAAGUGCAUCCAGCUGAAUAAGCUUCAGGAUGUGGUGCACAUCCAGGGAGGAAGCCUGAUGCAGGCCUCUCCAGACAAAGUGCCUCUGGAGGUCCACCGGAAGACCUCAGGAUUGGUCUCUCUCCAUAGCAGGAGGGGAGCAAAGGCCGGGGUGUCUGCUGAGCCAACCACACGAACCUAUGACCUCAACAAACCCCCUGAAUUUUCCUUUGAGAAAGCAAGAGUCAGAAAGGACUCCAGUGAGAAGAAGCUCAUUACAGAGGCUCUUAAUAAAAAUCAAUUUCUGAAGAGACUGGAUCCUCAGCAGAUCAAAGACAUGGUGGAAUGCAUGUAUGGAAGAAACUACCAGCAAGGGAGUUACAUUAUUAAGCAAGGAGAGCCAGGAAACCAUAUCUUUGUGCUGGCAGAGGGCCGAGUAGAGGUGUCUCAAGGAGAGAAAUUGCUAUCAUCCAUUCCUAUGUGGACCACGUUUGGAGAACUAGCCAUUUUAUACAACUGUACAAGGACUGCCUCUGUGAAAGCUAUUACCAAUGUGAAAACGUGGGCACUAGAUCGAGAGGUGUUCCAGAAUAUAAUGAGAAGGACAGCUCAAGCUAGAGAUGAACAGUACAGAAACUUCCUCAGAAGUGUAUCCUUGCUGAAGAAUUUACCUGAAGACAAAUUAACCAAGAUCAUUGACUGCUUGGAAGUGGAAUACUAUGACAAAGGAGAUUACAUUAUACGAGAGGGCGAGGAAGGAAGUACCUUUUUCAUUUUAGCCAAAGGAACGGUAAAAGUCACCCAGAGUACAGAGGGCCACGAUCAGCCACAACUGAUAAAAACUCUGCAAACAGGAGAAUAUUUUGGAGAAAAAGCUCUUAUCAGUGAAGAUGUCAGAUCAGCUAACAUUAUCGCUGAAGAAAAUGAUGUCGCAUGCCUCGUAAUAGAUCGAGAAACAUUCAACCAGACAGUUGGGACUUUUGAAGAACUCCAAAAAUACCUUGAAGGCUAUGUGGCAAACCUGACCCGUGAUGAUGAAAAAAGACAUGCGAAGAGAUCCAUGUCUAACCGAAAGCUGUCCAAAGCUCUCUCUCUGGAGAUGAUUCAGCUGAAGGAGAAGGUGGCCAGAUUUUCCUCUUCAUCCCCAUUCCAGAACCUUGAGAUUAUCGCAACACUGGGCGUUGGUGGGUUCGGAAGAGUUGAGCUUGUUAAAGUGAAAAAUGAGAAUGUUGCUUUUGCUAUGAAGUGUAUAAGGAAGAAGCAUAUAGUUGAUACGAAGCAACAGGAGCAUGUCUACUCAGAGAAGAGGAUUCUGGAAGAGUUGUGUUCUCCUUUCAUUGUGAAAUUGUAUCGUACUUUCAAGGACAAUAAGUAUGUAUACAUGCUUCUGGAAGCCUGCUUAGGUGGGGAGCUAUGGAGUAUAUUAAGAGACAGAGGCAGUUUUGAUGAACACACCUCCAAGUUCUGCGUUGCUUGUGUGACUGAAGCAUUUGAUUACCUGCAUCGACUAGGUAUUAUCUACAGAGACCUGAAGCCAGAAAAUUUAAUUCUAGAUGCUGAGGGAUAUCUGAAAUUGGUUGACUUUGGAUUUGCUAAGAAAAUAGGAUCUGGACAGAAAACAUGGACAUUCUGUGGGACCCCAGAGUAUGUAGCUCCUGAAGUCAUUCUCAACAAAGGCCAUGACUUCAGUGUGGAUUUUUGGUCCCUGGGAAUCCUAGUGUAUGAGCUCCUAACGGGCAACCCACCCUUUUCUGGGAUUGACCAAAUGAUGACCUACAAUUUGAUUCUCAAAGGAAUUGAAAAAAUGGAUUUUCCCAGAAAAAUAACAAGACGGCCUGAGGAUUUGAUUAGGAGACUUUGCAGGCAAAAUCCAACAGAAAGGCUGGGAAAUCUGAAGAAUGGAAUCAAUGACAUUAAGAAACACAGGUGGUUAAAUGGUUUUAAUUGGGAGGGACUGAAAGCUCGGAACCUUCCAUCACCUUUACGAAGAGAGCUCAGUGGCCCCACAGACCACAGCUACUUUGACAAGUAUCCUCCUGAAAAGGGAGUGCCUCCUGAUGAGCUGUCAGGCUGGGAUAAAGACUUCUGA